UCAGGACAUCACAUCUCUGUCCUCUCUCUCUCUUUGUCCUUGUCUUUGCUUCUGUCUUUCUAUCAUUCACUCACUCAUUCAUUCACUCAUUCAUUCAUUCAUUCAUUCAUUCUCUGUACAUUUGAAGCAUGUCCAGUCUCAGUUUCCUGUCUGUUUAUCUGAGUGGAGCCUCACUGAUCCUGCUGCUGACUGCUGUGUCUCAGGCUCAGGACUACGACUUCACACCAGCUCCAGACUACGACUCCGACUACAAUGCCACCUUCGAGUACAGUUUCUACAGUAACGGCAGCAGCGAGGACCUGGAGAAGUUGAGCGAACGAUUCGUCGACCCGGAGGAAGAGGAGGAGGACAUGGGUGGAUGGGAGGAAGAGGAAGUGACUGUUACCACGGCAACCACCCAAGGAACCACCGAGAGGGGCGGGGUCGACGUUCAUAACGCUACAUCACUUCCUGUUUCUCUGGAAAUCAGGACGCUCGUCUGGACUCUGAUGAUCCUGAUCAGUCUGAACCUGCAGCAGCUGCAACCCACACUAUGAGACCAGACACACACUCAGCAGCUGUUGGGUGCGUUUGAUCCUGCAGAAACCGGCCGAGGUCACUCGAUCUGAGGUGGGCGGGGGCACUGUCCCCUCUGUGACCUUUGACCUCAGCAGAGAGCGACUCCUCCUGAACGUACCUACCGUCACCUCGGCGUGGGAACAGGUGGAGCUCAGCCAAUCACAAACCUUUAUCAGCACCUCAGUUCACUGCAGAACUUUCCUUCUAAUAUAAAAACUGUCACGUUUCAAAGGAUAUUUUUCACAGUUUAUCACUAUUUUAUUUGACUGUUGGGGAAACAGCAGAUUCAAAUCAUUAUUAUCUUGUACGGAGGCUCGUGUGUAUAAGUAUAGAAGCUGAUUGAUGCCAAAACUGUUGAGUGAGAGCGAAGUAGAAUCGGGCUUCGGCCGAGCUGAACCGCGAUUUGCACCAGACCUGAGACGGACCCAUGGAGAACCUACCCGAACCCGAUCUGAGGGGAUCCCGAGCACAGCCAGACCAGAUCCAGAAUGUGGAGAGAGAACACCGGCAGCAGCACGAUGAUCGAUCAGUUGACGAGCAGCAACAGAAUGAUAAUCAUGUCGUAAGAAUAGAUUUAAAGUCUGUGUUUCCACUUCAAAUGUAUUGAGACCAUGUAAAGUCCUGGUUCCUGCUCCUGCCGCCAAACGUCCUGCAGCCGACGGGGCGCCGACGUUCUGACCUGUUUCACAUUUGAUGCUUAUACACAUUCGUUCUUCACUCAUUCACAGAAUAAAUUAAUUUCAGGUUUCAGAUUCUACGUUUCGGCAGUCUACAGCUGAAAAUGAGACGUUUUCACUUAUUUCCGUCUGACGCCAAGAAGCUCUUGUUUAAAAGUUUCCGAGGAUCUUGAUGAUAAAUCUGCCGCAGAUGAGCAGAUCAGCAUCAGCGCAGUGAGUUCAUUCGUCCGGAGAAUGAAAAUUAGAUUCGCCUCCAGAAAUGAUUUCAGCUCAGAACUGGUUCCGUUUAGUCAUCAAUGAACCUCCAUAUCUAAAGUCCUGUUUUCUGUGGAUGAACCUCUGAUGUUCAGUGAUGUAAAACGCUCUCACCUCGACAGGAAACGGUUUCCGGUUCCGUCUCCUCCAUCUUUUAUCUCACGUCGGUUUCACCGUGAAUCAAACAGCAGCACUUUGAAAACGAGCAGCACUUACCAGUUUAUUUCGUGACGUUCUUUGUCUGUUACAGAUUGUUCUGCGGAGGCGGAGGAAAGAAAUGUACCUGUCAAAUUAAUGGUCCAGGGGAUUAUUGCUGCUUUUAGUUAUGAGACCAGAUGAAAGGCUGGUUAUUAUUCAAACAUUUGAAUGUUGGAAACAGAAACACGAAGAAAACGAGAAAAUGCGCUCAGUAGAGCACAGACCUCCACCAAGGCCAG
Xiphias gladius (swordfish) is the source of this 1927-nucleotide messenger RNA. RefSeq lists its product as uncharacterized. The record is from RefSeq and is a predicted model, not a curated record. The transcript is spliced from 5 exons. Bases 129 to 536 code for a protein of 135 amino acids. Lineage: Eukaryota; Metazoa; Chordata; Actinopteri; Istiophoriformes; Xiphiidae.